CGGAAAAUCCUUUCUUUUGUUUCUCUUGCAGUGACACCGAACACAGCGCUCCGCCAGCAUCCCACCUCCAAAUGAGGUCAAUGAUUCUACGGCGGCAAUCACAGCAACAGCAGAACGUGGUAAUAUUUUUUCCUCGCGCCAAGCAAAGUGCCAUCGUUUAACGAUGUCUGGUCCCAUAAAAUCGCAACUUCGCGCGCCGGUAUCACUAGUCGUCCUGCCACAACAAUACAGAAGAAGAGGGGUUUGAUAAAAGUGGUGUUCUCGACGCUCGUGGAGAGGGUGAAUGGGGGUGGUUUGUGGGUAGGUAACGGCAUAAUGAUUCUUUCAUUUCGGAACGGUAAUAAGUAAUGCCAUAAAGUGCGGUUCCGUGUCGUAUCCCGGGAGGAAAAAUCACGCACCGAAACGACAAAGUUCUGCCAAGUAGUUAUCCCUUUGGAUUAUAAUGUCUCUGCUGAAGUACAGUAAAACAUGGCCGUCGAUUCUCACCAAAAUGGCAGUCGUUCAGCUGAGCGUUGAUUCCAACGGGAGGACCUACAGUUCGAUCGUGGAACCGGCCUGUCUGACGGGGCCCACCAAUCUGGUGGAGUCGAAUCCGAACUUUCGGGUGAUGAUGGGCCAUCCGCAGAUUGUGAUUCAAACGCCGGGCGAAACGCAGAUGCCCCUGCCGGAUGUGGCCAAUGUGGGCGAUGGGCUGCUGUCCGGGGGAUCCGGGGGAAACGGUCAGUGCAUGUGUGGGAACGGAAGUGCAGGGCUGGGAGGGAUUGUGCGUUUGGAAGAAGAAAGGCGCUACCGGAGGCCUUACCGUUCGGAAUCGAUCAAGAUUGAUAAUUGGGAUUAUAUCUACACGGAGAAGGUGCCGUACAAGGGGAUUGGAAGUAAUGCAGCUAGUGCCACAGCAGAAAUACCGUGCGACGACCACCGAUGCAUCACGGGCCAAGCCGCCCUGAAGGCGUCCACCCUUCGGAGACACUACUAUCCGGAGGGCGACUGGGGCUGGGUAAUUGUGUUUGUCGGGAUGCUUAGCAUAAUUCUCAAUCAUGGAGUGCAAAUAUCGGGCCCGCUCUACCUCCUGCCAGCUGGGGAACGCUUCCAGCAGAGUGCCGUCAACAGUACAGGUGAGUGGCACUGGCAGCAUGCAUGCUUGUGCAUAUCUGAUAAUGACUGAAUUGGGAACUGAGCAAAAUCUCCACUGGGAUGUGUAAAGGUAGUGGAAUGUACUGUGUAGUAUACAAUCCAAUUUGGAUGCAUCAGAUUAGUGUCGAAACAUUCUCAUUAGUUUUGCUGCAAUCCGUUCGAUCGGUACCCUCCGGCAAUGGGUCACUCACUGUAGUGGCCAAAACAACACACCGAGCAGCAGUUGCAGUUCCACUAGAUCCAGGCUAGCGAUAAGAGUAAAUGAAAAUGAAAGCAAAACCACCCACAUUUCACCCAUAGAUGUACAGAUACAUAUAAUGUUCCACCCUUCGAAUCUGGGACAUUCACAGUUAUGGUCCGACAAAAGUCAUCGU
Messenger RNA from Aedes albopictus (Asian tiger mosquito), 1508 nucleotides. RefSeq lists its product as uncharacterized. Lineage: Eukaryota; Metazoa; Arthropoda; Insecta; Diptera; Culicidae. The transcript is spliced from 2 exons. The record is from RefSeq and is a predicted model, not a curated record. The coding region runs from base 443 to 1165 and encodes 240 amino acids.